This is a messenger RNA of Paramisgurnus dabryanus, 3138 nucleotides long. RefSeq names its product tereporin-Ca1-like. Gene Ontology annotation, cellular component: pore complex. NCBI's taxonomy places the organism in Eukaryota, Metazoa, Chordata, Actinopteri, Cypriniformes, Cobitidae. The record is from RefSeq and is a predicted model, not a curated record. Gene Ontology annotation, biological process: monoatomic cation transport; cytolysis in another organism; pore complex assembly. Gene Ontology annotation, molecular function: channel activity.
CGGAUACUGGAACAGAAAAGUGUUGAUGGAGAUCUGAAAAAGUGACAACAUGGAGACUGCAGAGAGCGUGUCAGCAAAUAUAAACACCUACAGGAACUGCACGAUAGAGAUCAACAACAUGAGCAACGUCUACAACCUCAUCAACCCACAUUUUUACACGUACAGUGGGUACUGCUGCCAUCCUCCUCAGCCCACAAUCAGCUCCAAGAAGACCGGGGUCUGCGCAUUCUCUAAAACUCCACACACUGCCUGUGGGUCCGUAGGUGUCAUGACCUAUAACCUCUUCCACAUGGAGAAACAGGUGUGCACUGAACGCAUUGCUAUUCUGUUCUCCGUUCCCUACAACUACAAUCAUUUUGUUAAUGUCUUUGGAGUCGGGGUGUUUGAUAUAACCUGUGAGUGCAAUCAUGGUCUGUACAACUACAUGUAUUACGGGAAAGAUUCCAGACAGUUUACCAGUGUGACUGCAGAUGUGUCUGGAAUUACCUUCAACGCACAGACGGUUGAAUUAAGAGCAACUAUGUCCAAUGUGGGCAAAGCUAUUAUUAAACUAGAGAUUGUAGACAUACCAGAUAUUAGCCCAGUGGUGGAGAUCAAGCAGCGUGGCGAAUGUUGCAGCAAGUUCUGUCCUUUCUGGUGCUAUCGUUACUGUUGUACCUGUAAUUGUUUGGACAAGUGAUCUAAUGUUGUUUACCCUAAUGCUGCAUUUACACCAACCGCGUUUCAGGCGUCAAAAUCGCGUCUACCGCGCCCAGUUUGCCACUUGAACAGUUUGAAUACAUUCGCGCCAGAUCCGCUUCUUGUGGAAGGGGCAAGUGCUAUGCGGUUGUCUGUUUGCAGGAUGGCUGAUGUUGAUGGUGCAUUUAUCGAGUUACCGGUUUGUAUUUAGUCACCUUACUAUAGGGGGCAAGUAAACGGCGAGGGUCGUCACAUGACUCAAAAGUGAAAUGCGUAUUACAACUUACCAGGUUGCCCAAUGUCCUCACUGACACUCUCCCAAGCGAGAUCUGUUUUAUUUCUGUCUCUAUAGAAAUAAGAACUUGUGUUGUAUAGCUCUGGGUGACUGCUCACGGACAAUAUCAAGCCUUCAUGCUCCGGGCAGGGCUGCCGCCACAGCAGCAAGUAGGCUCCUGAUUGGUUAACCCAGCGCAAAAAUCCGCCAAAGUUCAAAUUUGAAGCGAAUUAGGCAGAAUGAGUCUUUCGCGCCGUGCUAAACGCCUGACCCCUUGUUCAGACAGCCAGCGACGGUAUCGCUGUGUGUCGCCCGUCUCUUUCAAUGAGGCGUUUCUAAAGCCGCAUUCAGACAGCCAGCGAUGUUAUCACUGCUCAUCGCCUGCCGUUGGUGGUUGAUGUCGCUUGUGGGCAUUCCCACUUCUGGUUGCGUAGUAGUGUGACGUUACCCCAUGUUGUAAACAACAAAUCAGUGCUCCACUUACUUCACUCCCAUUGGUAGUCGCUCGUGAAACUCGCUGCUAAUUUGCAUAAAGUUAAACUUUUCUCAACUUUUGUCGCGCGACCCCGUCGCUAAUCGCGCCUACAUUCUGUCGCCAACGGUCACGUUCGCUCGUGUCGCCGGAAGUCGCCCAGUUUCCAUUGAAAUGAAUGAGAUCGCGUCGCUCUGCUACUGCUUGUCGUUGGCUGUCUGAAUGGGGUGUGAAUCUGCUUGUCAUAAACAAAUGAGUACCAUCCACGCCAGUUACUCACGAGAGAAGGAUGACGUGAACUUCACUGCUUUGUUCUCAUUGGUAGUCGCUCCCGAAAUUCGCUCGACAUUUGCAUAAAGUUAAACUUUUGUUAACUUUCUCGCAUCGCUGGACACGCCCAUAUGGUCACCAACGGUCACUUUCGCUCGUGUCGCCGGAAGUCGCCCAGUUUCCAUUGAAAUGAAUGAGAUCAUGUCGCUCUGCUACUGCUGGUCGCUGGCUGGCUAUCUGAAUGGGGUGUUGGCCCCCAGUCACGAGCUCGCCGCUGCGCGAGCAAGGUGGGGCCAAAAUAGACAAGCAGGCUAUUUUAUGCAAAUGCUGAGUGAUGCGACAAAGCGACUGCCAAUCGGAGUGAAGGAGCAGCGUGACGUAGGUCUGUGGCUGAGUCGGAGAAAAUAAUUCAAGAUGGCGGAAAAUGCAUAUUUCUGUAUAUAUCUGAUAAGUUUGGCAUUUUAUCUCAUAUAUUUUGUUACUUUUAUCGAGAAAUAAAUACUUUUAAAUCCAAAAACACCGUUCUUGUAACUUAACAAUACCUCUAAAGUGACUUUUGAUACCUCUAUUAUAUACUAGCCAUGAACGCCCAUCAAGCGAGUGCGUGUCUCUCUGUGUCACUCACUUUUGUAGCUAAUGUGACUGUAGGGUCAGCCGGGCCGCGGGACCUCCAGACGAGCGUCAACACAUUGACUUAACAUUGAAAUCACUCACGCUUGCAGACUCUACCGCGUCUGGUGUAAACGCAGCAUAAUGGUAACAAAAUAAUUUCUUUUUAUUCCGCCUGAAUUCAUAUGCAAAAAAUCUCAUUGAAAAGCAUGCAAUUUAUGAGGUUAUGACUGUAAAAUCUAGAUAAAAGGUAAAAUACAUUCAUGCAUUUGGCAGACACUUCAGACAUAUCCAAAGCAACUUACAGUGCAUUACAAGAUAUACAUUUAUCAGUAUGUGUGUUCCCUGGCUUCAAACUCAAAACAUUUUUGUCCUGUUAAUGCAAUGCUCUACCACUGAGCUAUCACAAAAUAUUUGAAGCAGAGGCAUCUUGAAUCACCUACAAGGCACAGAGAGUUGAAUUGAGAGCAACUAUGUCAAAUUUGGGCAAAGUUAAACUAGAGAUCCAUGACAAGCUGUGCUAGAAAUGUAACAAAAAUUGCUUAGCCUAACAAAAUCAUUCUUUUUUAUUCCACCUGAAUUCAUGUGCAUGCAGUUGUGAUUCACUAACCUGUAUGAUGUUAUGACUGUUAAAUGUAAUAGAGAGGCAAAAUAGUUGAAAUUUACUGAAUCCUGUCUUGUAUACUGGAUCUUUUUACCAUUUUUUCAAUAUUUUUACUAUGUUCUUACCUCAACUUAGAUGAAUUAAUACAUACUUAAAAAAAUCGCCACAUUUUAUUUUGUGCCACCAUACUUGCUCGUGUAACUCGUGUAACAAUCUAACAAUCUUUAAACA